CCCAUGAUCGACAGGAAAGCGUUUGACCGCAAAAGUAUGAACAAAUUGACGCGGCGACUGAAAAUCAUCAUCUAGUUGAUAUCAGCUUCAUCCUAACUGAUACAUCGAACCUGGUGUUGCUGUGGCUUCUUUGACCUGCACCUGAAGGUUGAGAAACAGACACUAUGUUUCUGUAUAACCUGACCCUGCAGCGUGCCACUGGCAUCACCCACGCCAUCCAUGGAAACUUCUCAGGAACCAAGAUGCAGGAGAUAGUUGUUUCCAGGGGGAAGAUCAUUGAGCUGCUGCGUCCAGAUGCCAACACAGGGAAGGUUCACACCCUGCUUACCAUGGAGGUGUUUGGCAUCAUUCGCUCGCUCAUGGCCUUCAGGCUGACAGGAGGAACUAAAGACUACAUUGUGGUGGGCAGUGACUCAGGCCGCAUCGUGAUCCUUGAGUACCACCCCUCCAAGAACAUGUUCGAGAAGAUCCACCAGGAGACCUUUGGCAAGAGUGGGUGUCGUCGAAUCGUCCCUGGACAGUUCCUCGCCGUUGACCCCAAGGGCAGAGCAGUCAUGAUAGGUGCCAUUGAGAAGCAGAAGCUGGUAUACAUCCUGAACAGAGAUGCAGCAGCGCGUCUCACCAUCUCCUCUCCUCUGGAGGCACACAAGGCUAACACACUGGUCUACCAUGUGGUAGGAGUGGAUGUGGGCUUUGAAAACCCCAUGUUCGCCUGUCUGGAGAUGGACUAUGAGGAAGCUGACAAUGACCCCACUGGCGAGGCUGCAGCCAACACCCAGCAGACCCUGACCUUCUAUGAGCUGGACCUGGGUUUGAACCAUGUGGUGCGCAAGUACAGCGAGGCCCUGGAAGAGCACGGCAACUUCCUCAUCACAGUUCCUGGAGGCUCUGAUGGGCCUAGUGGAGUUCUCAUCUGUUCAGAGAACUACAUCACCUACAAAAACUUUGGGGACCAGCCUGACAUCCGCUGUCCCAUCCCACGCAGGAGGAAUGACCUGGAUGACCCUGAGCGAGGCAUGAUCUUCGUCUGCUCAGCCACCCACAAGACCAAGUCCAUGUUCUUCUUCCUGGCCCAGACGGAGCAGGGGGACAUCUUCAAGGUCACCCUGGAGACAGAUGAGGAGAUGGUUACAGAGAUCAGGAUGAAGUACUUUGACACCAUACCUGUAGCCACAGCCAUGUGCGUGUUGAAGACCGGUUUCUUAUUUGUGUCCUCAGAGUUUGGCAACCAUUACCUGUACCAGAUAGCCCAUCUGGGAGAUGACGAUGAGGAGCCAGAGUUCUCCUCUGCCAUGCCCCUGGAGGAGGGAGAUACCUUCUUCUUCCAGCCACGCCCCCUCAAGAACCUGGUGCUGGUGGACGAGCAGGAGAACCUCUCCCCCAUUAUGUCCUGCCAGAUUGCUGACCUGGCUAAUGAGGACACUCCCCAGCUGUAUGUGGCCUGUGGCAGGGGACCCAAAUCCACCCUCAGAGUCCUCAGACAUGGACUGGAGGUAUCAGAGAUGGCUGUGUCUGAGCUGCCCGGUAACCCAAAUGCUGUGUGGACUGUGCGCAGACACAUUGAAGAUGAGUUUGACGCCUACAUCAUCGUGUCCUUCGUCAACGCCACCCUGGUUCUGUCUAUUGGUGAGACCGUAGAGGAAGUUACAGACUCUGGCUUCCUUGGGACCACCCCCACCCUCUCCUGCUCUCUGCUGGGGGAGGAUGCUCUGGUGCAGGUGUAUCCUGAUGGGAUCCGUCACAUCCGUGCUGAUAAGCGUGUGAAUGAGUGGAAGACUCCGGGGAAGAAGACCAUUGUGCGCUGUGCAGUCAACCAGAGGCAGGUGGUCAUCGCUCUGACCGGAGGAGAGCUGGUCUACUUUGAGAUGGACCCUUCUGGCCAGCUGAAUGAGUACACGGAGAGGAAGGAGAUGUCAGCUGACGUGGUGUGUAUGAGCUUGGCCAAUGUCCCCCCUGGCGAGCAGCGCUCCCGUUUCCUGGCGGUGGGGCUGGUGGACAACACCGUCCGCAUCAUUUCCCUGGACCCCUCGGACUGUCUCCAGCCCCUCAGUAUGCAGGCCCUGCCAGCCCAGCCUGAGUCUUUGUGUAUAGUGGAGAUGGGAGGAGUGGAGAAGGAAGAUGAGCUAGGAGUGAAGGGCACUGUCGGCUUCCUCUACCUCAACAUUGGACUGCAGAAUGGUGUGUUGCUCAGGACCGUGCUGGACCCAGUGACUGGAGACCUGUCUGAUACUCGUACUCGGUACUUGGGGUCGCGACCUGUGAAGCUCUUCCGUGUCAGGAUGCAGGGACAGGAAGCUGUGUUGGCCAUGUCUAGUCGCUCCUGGCUGAGUUACUCCUACCAGUCCCGAUUCCAUCUGACGCCCCUGUCCUAUGAGACGCUGGAGUAUGCCUCUGGCUUCGCCUCUGAACAGUGUCCAGAGGGCAUUGUGGCAAUCUCCACCAACACUCUGAGGAUUCUGGCCUUGGAGAAGCUGGGUGCCGUGUUUAACCAGGUGGCCUUCCCCUUGCAGUAUACACCUCGCAAGUUUGUCAUUCACCCAGAGACAAACAACCUGAUACUCAUAGAGACUGAUCACAAUGCCUACACAGAGGCCACCAAGGCCCAGCGCAAGCAGCAGAUGGCAGAGGAGAUGGUUGAGGCAGCUGGUGAGGAUGAGAGGGAGCUGGCAGCAGAGAUGGCUGCUGCCUUCCUCAAUGAGAACCUGCCAGAGGCCAUCUUUGGGGCGCCCAAGGCCGGGUCUGGCCAGUGGGCCUCUCUGGUGCGUCUGGUCAACCCCAUCCAGGGAACCACUCUGGACCUGGUCCAACUGGAGCAGAAUGAGGCUGCCUUCAGUGUGACUGUUUGUCGGUUUGCCAGCGGAGGUGAUGACUGGUAUGUGCUGGUGGGGGUGGCCCGGGACAUGAUCCUUAAUCCCCGCUCUGUGGGAGGCGGUUUUAUCUACACCUAUCGGCUGGGAGGGGGAGGGGACAAACUGGAGUUUAUGCACAAGACUCCAGUGGAGGACGUUCCUCUGGCAAUUGCUCCGUUCCAGGGCCGUGUGCUGGUGGGCGUUGGUAAACUUCUGCGCAUCUAUGACCUGGGCAAGAAGAAGCUGCUCCGCAAGUGUGAGAACAAGCAUGUGCCCAACCUGGUGACUGGUAUCCACACCAUCGGUCAGCGGGUCAUAGUGACUGACGUACAGGAGAGUCUGUUCUGGGUGCGCUACAAGCGCAACGAGAAUCAGCUGAUCAUCUUCGCUGACGACACCCACCCUCGAUGGGUCACCACCGCCUGCCUGCUGGACUACGACACAAUGGCUUCAGCCGACAAGUUUGGCAACAUUAGCAUUGUGCGCCUUCCCCCUAACACCAGCGACGAUGUGGAUGAGGACCCAACUGGGAACAAAGCGUUGUGGGAUAGAGGUCUGCUGAACGGAGCUUCUCAGAAGGCUGAAGUGAUUAUGAACUACCACAUUGGGGAGACGGUGCUGUCACUGCAGAAGACCACACUGAUUCCCGGAGGCUCGGAGUCUCUGGUCUACACAACUCUGUCUGGAGGUAUCGGCAUCCUGGUGCCCUUCACCUCCCACGAGGAUCAUGACUUCUUCCAGCACUUAGAGAUGCACAUGCGCUCAGAGUUCCCCCCUCUGUGUGGCAGGGACCACCUCAGCUUCCGAUCCUACUACUUCCCUGUAAAGAAUGUGAUAGAUGGAGAUCUGUGUGAGCAGUUCAACUCCAUGGACCCCCACAAGCAGAAGAGUGUUGCUGAGGAGCUGGACCGUACCCCCCCUGAGGUCUCAAAAAAACUGGAGGACAUCCGCACACGCUAUGCUUUCUAGAACCCUCAUGUACUGUACAUACACAAACUGUAAUUUACAACAACUUACAUUUUGAGACUGUGCUGCGUUGUGUUAACAUGAGGAGGAGGUGAGAGCUUUCUUAGUUUCCUGCCGAAAAGUUGACAGAACAUAGUUUCCUUGCCUCUUCACCAUCUAUGAACACUGAAUCUAUCUUUAGGCCCUGGUAUGUUUAUUAGGCCUAUAAAAACGUCACUAAUUGUGGUGAAUGGUGUUAACUGUCUAUGGUGAAUAUUUACCCCAUGGUUUUCACUCACAUGUCAUUUAAACCUAGCUGGAUUCUUUAGAAUUUAUCAUGCGUCUAGCAUCAGUGCUUUAGACGGUCUCAUACAGGAGCAGUCGCUGGGUUUUCAAGCGUGAGAAGCAUGGCCUAGUAAACCAUUUGAUAGAAUUAGCUCAACUGUUUUUGCAUUGUGUGAUUUGUUUAAGCGAUCCGUUUGAAGUAUUUUUGCUUUAACUGAGUGCCACAAAUGAAAUGGAUUUUCUUUUAAUUUUCUGUAUCGAUUUGAAUCCUAAAAAAUGUUUGAGUCUCCAGCAGCUGUUUAUUUUGUGCUUAAAAAGUGAGUUCCUUUGAUGGACAAAUUGUCCAUAUCUAUUACACAGGAUGACAGGAUUGUGGACAAUAGCGAAGGAAAACCCACACUUUAGAAGAGAAAUAGCAUUCUCUAUUAGUCAUGAGAAAACGGAGGCAGACACAUUUGUAAAUAAAGUGUUUUUUUAAUCUCUUGUAAUGCCUUGUCACCUUGUCUGUUAUACUUAUGUGGGAGAGGCAAAGGAGCAGUGAGUUUUAACAAUAUUAGCAUAGUUUAAUGGAAAUGGCUAUAAGGCUUAGCCAAUCAGAUAUGCAGAGGUUGAUUGUAAGAUCAAUCUAUUUUAUGUAUGAAUGAAUCAUGUCUAUAUCCCUCCCUUUGAGAUUAUUUGCACUCCGGGAGAUUAAAUGCCAAAGAAAACA
Messenger RNA from Coregonus clupeaformis (lake whitefish), 4788 nucleotides. Its product is annotated as splicing factor 3B subunit 3. The transcript is spliced from 27 exons. The coding region runs from base 165 to 3818 and encodes 1217 amino acids. Gene Ontology annotation, biological process: mRNA splicing, via spliceosome. Gene Ontology annotation, molecular function: U2 snRNA binding; protein binding. Lineage: Eukaryota; Metazoa; Chordata; Actinopteri; Salmoniformes; Salmonidae. Gene Ontology annotation, cellular component: nucleus; U2 snRNP. The record is from RefSeq and is a predicted model, not a curated record.